AUGGCUUUGUGGGUCGUGUUCCUGGCUGGUCUGGCUGCCGCCCAGCUUGAUGGGGAUCGUCGAUCUGGUCAGGUCAUCAGGUGUCACACGUGCGAAGCCGACUUUUCCAGCGAGAGGUAUGACAUAACCCACCCGUGUCUCGUCGGAGAUCGCAGGGACAACAGUCGUGAUCUUGCACAAUGCAGCCGUAACUCUCGUUUCUGCAAGGCGGAGGUGACGCGACAGCAUGGGCUCCUCGUUUCCUUCGGGCGCAGUUGCGCGGAGUACUGCGUGGAGAAUUGCGUGACUAAAGGCUUUGGAAUCGUGCGCGAAACUUGUAUAUACUGCUGCACGAACGAUGCGUCCUGCAAGGAAACCGUCGGAGAGACAGCGGCGGCUCCGCAAGCUCGUGAGUACUCCAUGACAAUCAGCGAUGAUUCGAGCUCAAGCUUCUUCGCUGUCAUCACUGUCAAGGACGACGGGAAUACGAAGCCGCACUCGCACUCGUUGCAGUUUCUCUCCGGGACCGUUUGUCGUGCUAUCGAAUGA
Messenger RNA from Galendromus occidentalis (western predatory mite), 528 nucleotides. RefSeq lists its product as uncharacterized. The transcript has 5 exons. Bases 1 to 528 code for a protein of 175 amino acids. The record is from RefSeq and is a predicted model, not a curated record. Lineage: Eukaryota; Metazoa; Arthropoda; Arachnida; Mesostigmata; Phytoseiidae.